AUGGAUUUAAUUAACUACUCAACUAUAGCUGCAUCUUUAGUAGGUGCAGGUGUAACAUAUGCUCUUUUAAAAGGUAAAAACAACAAUAAUAGUUCAUGUGGAAUUGAAUUCCCAGAUGUUGCUUUAAAAAGAUGGGAAAAUUUAAACAAUGGUUAUAAAUGGGAACAAUUUUUAGAAGAUAUCAAAGAAUUAGACGAUCCAUCACAAUAUAAGGAGGUAUUAGAUGAAUGUUUAGAAAUUAAAAGAUCUGGUGAACAUUAUAAAUCCUUGAUGUUGUUCAAUAGAGUUUUAACAACAAUUCAAAGAUUAAAAAAUAAUAAAAAUGUUUUAUUUAAUAAAAUCAAUGACUAUAUCGAAGAAAAUAAACCAUUAAGAGUGAUGAGAAGUGAAGCAACCCAAUUAAGAGAUUGUACCAAUGCAUUUCUUAGUGAGGAAGGUGGAUGGAAGGUUGAUAACUAUCUUACCAAUAAUGUAUUAUUCUCCUAUAGAAAUAACGGUAGACAGUUGAAAUCUAGAAAGUUCAUAAAGGUAAUUGAUAAGCCAAUGAAGAAUCUUGCAUGCAGAGCUGAAGAAAUCCAAUUUAUUAAUACUUGGAAAUGGUACCAAACUGGUACUUUAUUGGACAAUGUCGAUGGCACACAAAUAUUGAGUUUUAUCUCAAUUCUUAGCAAAUUCUUUAUUCUUAAUCGUGCUGCUUAUUGUUGGAAAGUUAGUUACUUUUUACCAGAUGGUUCGUUGGUUAUUGCUUAUAACGGCGCUAAUAAUAGACAAGAGGACUAUGACUUGCCACCAUUACCCGAAAAUUUCGCUAAACCAGAUAUUUUUUACCAUGCUUUUCGUUUCAUUCCAUUGACACCCGAAAGAACUAUAGUUAUCUCUGUGUUAUGGAGUAGAAUAUUUGGUUCUCGUGAAUUGGUUUUGAUGGAUGAUAACUCAAACUAUAUAAAAGGUACUGAAUUUGAAGAUUUUGUAAAUACAAAACCAAUCUAUAAACAAAUUGACGAAACUAUUUUAAAUUUAAAAAAGAAACAACAAAAAAAACAAAAUGUUGAAGAAAAUGAAAACUAA
Messenger RNA from Dictyostelium purpureum, 1068 nucleotides. RefSeq lists its product as uncharacterized. The record is from RefSeq and is a predicted model, not a curated record. The coding region runs from base 1 to 1068 and encodes 355 amino acids. NCBI's taxonomy places the organism in Eukaryota, Evosea, Eumycetozoa, Dictyosteliales, Dictyosteliaceae. The transcript is spliced from 3 exons.